Prorocentrum cordatum is the source of this 2248-nucleotide messenger RNA. NCBI's taxonomy places the organism in Eukaryota, Dinophyceae, Prorocentrales, Prorocentraceae. The record is from the annotation of a GenBank genome assembly.
CCCCAGAAGCUCCCAAGAGGGCCCCAGGACUGCCCGUAGCCAUUUUGGCUCAAUUUGGGGCUCAAGAGCCUUCCGGUCAGGAUAUCUUGCGCGUGCCCUCUGAUAUAGUUAAUUGCACCGAUUCGGCGCUUACCAUUGCAAACAAUGGACUCGUUCACGAGGCGUGCCUCAUCUCAGUGCUUUCACAGCGAUGAGUAUUUUGAGACCUACACUUUCUCUCACCAAUUCGACCAAGCAUCAGGUGGCAUGUGUACGUCGUUGCCCAGUUGGGGCUCACUGCCCACCAUGCAUCCGGUCUCCAUGCAGUCGCAGCUUGCCCGGCAGGAAAACCACCCCAUGUUGCAGUCGAGCGGCGGCGAGUCGUGGAAUACUUUUGACGAGUUCGACGACCCACGCAGGCGUCGGCGGGCAGAAAUCCAAAGCAGCAACCCAUCCGAACACGCGCAGGAUUCAGCCCAGUUGGGCCUUGGCGGCGCCCCCUCUGCGGCCGAUGCGCAGCUGCCAUCUCGGCCUGGAGGCGUUCUGCUGCUCCAUGGCCAGUCGCUGCCGCGCAGGCAGGAAGACCCCCCCAUUUUGCAGUCGAGCGGCGGCGAGUCUUGGAAGACCUUUGACGAGUUCGACCACCCGCGCGGGGGCGCUCUGCCUCUGACCACAGUAGGCGCUCUUCUGCUCGAUCGCUCCGCGGGGGCGGCGCCAGCCUAUUCACCGACCAGGCCGCCCGGCAUGCCGCCGCGUUCCACCGCCGAGACGUGGCUGGCCGCGGGCCCCCCAGGCGAGCCAGACCGCGCGGCGCGGGCGAGACAGCCGGCCAGCGGAGGGCGGGCAGGGGCCUCCACUGGCACGCCCGCGGCCGCCACGGCGCUGGCAGACAUGCGGGCCCGGCUCCUGGCGCAGGAGCAGCUGCUGGCCCAGGUCCAGCAGCAGGCCCAAGACCUCAGGCGCAGGAUCCGCGAGCAGCAGGCCGACCUGGCGGAGAUGGAGCUUCAGCAGGGCGAGCUCGUUGACAGCAUGCCGGCAGCCACCGAGGAGGCGGCGCCCGCCACCCCUGGCGCUCCAGCAAUCACCACGCUCAUGAUCCUCAACAUCCCAAUGUCUGUUACGCAGCGUGACCUGCUGGACCUCAUCGACAGGGCUGGUUUCAAGAACCGCUACGACUACGCCUACAUGCCGGCAACUUUUGACAGCGGUACCACUAGAGGGAUCGCAUUUGUGAAUUUUGCCGCCUCAAGCGACGCCCGCGAGUUUUCCGUCUUGUGGAACGGAUCGCGAUUGACUGGAGUUGCCGGUGCUGGAACCAGCGGGACCGUGAUCGAGGUCACCGCGUCGGCGACGCAGGGCUACUCGGAGAACGUCAGGAUGUGGAAGGCGAGCCGGCUGCGCCGCAUUAAGAACCCCAAGUUUCACCCUUUCAUCGCCCCGAGGCCAGCUGCCUAAUGAACGCGCGGUUGACAUUUUCAUUGGAUGCGCGGGAUGUGGGGGAUGGGGGGGAGCGCGCGGGAGGCCAAGGAGGACGAGGACGAGGACGCGGGCACCGCGCAGCGCGCCCCAGAGCGCGCCGGUUGGCGGCGACGGGCCCACCACGAGCUGCCCUCCUAGCGGGCAGCCCAGCCAGGCCGCGCGAUCAAGGCGUGCCAUGUGCAGAGAGGGAUUUGUUUAGUGCGCUCGCUUGAAUCUCUGCACGCAGCCGUGAAUCAUCAUCGGCGGCAGAGCUUCACGUAGUUUCGCAUUUGCUAGAUCAGUAUUCAGUAUGAGAAAGUUUCAAUGUUUCUAAGUGGGAAGCUUCCCUGGCCACAUGAACCCGAGGUGCUCAUUUCGAGGGCCCGGGUGCUUGAGGCCUCUUCGACCGACUGGAAAUACCUGGUCGGCCGGCCGUGCCCUUCCCACUGACUUUGUUUCGUUCAACAUUAUAAUAUUUGAGGAUUUUUUCAUGUCUGUCUUUGCUCCACGCUUUCGAGCGAGGGCUGUGGCCACUGCCUCCCAUUGUUCAUUGAGUACCCUCGCCGCCCCAGCUGCCAUGCGUUCAGUGCGUGGCACCGAAACCUUCGGAGGCCAGCGCUCGGCUGCAGCAGGCGUGUUUUUGUUUUUCUGCCCACGUCGCAGGGCCGAAUGCGGGCACUCGAAGCCUUGCACGACUUCUGGGCGCGUGGCACUCGCUGGCGCCUUCACACUCCUCAACUCCUGGGACCCCCCCCCGAAAAAAAAGAGGGCCCCAGGACUGCCCCAAGACCCCAGGACUGCUGGAAGCGCC